This is a messenger RNA of Etheostoma spectabile (orangethroat darter), 865 nucleotides long. It is a transcript of the gene isg15, whose product is annotated as ISG15 ubiquitin like modifier. Gene Ontology annotation, cellular component: cytosol; nucleoplasm. Gene Ontology annotation, molecular function: polyubiquitin modification-dependent protein binding; proteasome binding; ubiquitin binding. The record is from RefSeq and is a predicted model, not a curated record. Gene Ontology annotation, biological process: proteasome-mediated ubiquitin-dependent protein catabolic process. NCBI's taxonomy places the organism in Eukaryota, Metazoa, Chordata, Actinopteri, Perciformes, Percidae. The transcript has 2 exons. Bases 170 to 637 code for a protein of 155 amino acids.
UUAAGUCGUGAAGGGAGGUGUUGAUCAGCGGAGGCAGAGUGUAUAUAAACAGGGGGAAGCUGAAACCUCGAACAGCUGUUCCUGAGCAUCGUUUGGUUCCCUGCCGCUGUCUGAACACCUCAAGCUCUCCGCGGGAAUUUGCAAAAGUGAUCACAAGGCCACGCUGACCAUGGACAUAACCAUCAGCAUGCUGAACGGGACUUCCCACACCCUGAGGGUGCACCCUGAGGACACAGUGGGGUCUCUGAAAAUCCUCAUCCAGGACAAACUAGGAGUUCUCGCUGCAACGCAGAAGCUGGUGUUUGUGAACGGCAUGCACACUGACCUCAGCGACGACUCGAGGCCCCUGAGCUCCUACGGCUUACGACAUGGGGCCAGGGUGUCCCUGCUGGUGACCCAGCCGGUGACCAUCCAGGUGUUCCUCAGAAACGAAAAGGGGACGUUAAGCACCUAUGACAUCAAACCCGAUGAGACCGUGAGCCACUUCAAGACCAAGGUCCAGAGCAGAGAGGGGGUUCCGGUGAGCCAGCAGAGGCUCAUUCACCAAGGCAGAGAGAUGACCGAGGGCAGACUUUCCGACUACAGCGUUGGAGAGCGGAGCACCAUCGAAAUGAUGUUCCGUCUAAGAGGAGGCUGAGGACACUUCCAUAUAGUUAAUGUUCUGUAAUCUGUACAUUCCUUUAUUUAACCUAACUCAAGAUCAUAUAGCGCCAAAUGCCAUUUUGUAUUUAUUUGUAUUUUAAUUUUGAAAAAUCAUUGCAUUCCAAGUGUAAUUCUGCCAUUUCUCAAAAAUGAUUAUAUAUACAACCUCACACACACACACAGCAUGUUAUCAUUGGAUUUUGACAUGUUUUAAUAUGUUAAC